GAUUGUGUUUCUUUCGUUUUCAUUUCCCGGAAGGGUCGAAUGUGAAAAUAGUAAAGAGUUUUAUCUCUUCGUGACUUUUUUUUUUUCAAUCUUCAUUUAAAAUGGAGUUCGGGGAUGAUUAACCUGAAGUUUAUGUCAUUUUCUGAACGAUUUUUAUGUCUGCUCACAAGGAAAUUAUCCUAUUUUUUCCCCGCUGUACAGUCGAAUAGAUAAAGGGCAUUUCAAUGGAGAACGCUUCCCCGUCACCUUUGGUCAAGCAAGAAAACAGAGCUAACAGUCCUUCAUCCAUAAUGCAUGGAAGGCAAGUCAGCAUUCCUCCCAGUGUGCAUCACUCCCCCCCUAACCAGCUUCCUAUGGUCAGUGCUUCCACUCAGGAAGACCUGUGGCAUCUACCUGGGCGACUGCGCAUAAAUCCAUCUCUGUGGGACAAAGAGGAUGUUGCUCACUGGCUCCACUGGGCUCAGAAGGAGUACUCACUGCGCCGACCGGAGAAGGGGCGCUUUGAGAUGAAUGGCAGAGCCCUGUGCCUGCUCACCAAGGAAGACUUCAGACGCCGCUGCCCCAGCUCAGGUGAUGUUCUGUAUGAGAUCCUUCAGUGUGUGAAGCAGCAAAGGAGGAGUGUUGUCUGUGAGCCUCAAGACACGUCUCCCUCCCCGGCAAAUGGACACAGCCAGAGUCCAGUCAGCUGCCAGGUCCCCACUCACAGCGUCCAAGAGCAACAGGCUCCUGCAGCCAGUGACACCCAAGUGUCGAUAGCUGUCGUAAGCACUGUGAGCAGCCAGCCAGAGCCCAAGUCACCUCUCAGAGAUCGCCGCUUGAUCUUUUACACUCACUCAGCUCCCCUCACACACAUUAAUGGGUCAGCAGCUGUCUCUGCAUUGCCCUGCAGUCAAGUUAAGUGUCCUCCCCAAACAGAGAGCAUCAACCAGGAGCCUCUCAAUCUGUCCAGCCGAGAGAAGCCAAGGAGCCUGCUGCACAAAGCCAAUGGCCGCAUCCCAGAGUGCAGGCUUCUGUGGGACUAUGUGUAUCAGCUACUGUGUGAUGACCGUUACCAGGAAUACAUUCGAUGGGAAGACCGGGACAGCCUGGUGUUCAGGGUGGUGGACCCCAAUGGACUGGCACGUCUCUGGGGAAACCACAAGAACCGAGACAAUAUGACGUAUGAGAAAAUGUCCCGUGCUUUGCGGCACUACUACAAGCUCAACAUCAUCAAAAAGGAGCGAGGACAGAAACUCCUCUUCAGGUUUCUGAGACUCCCACAGGACAUCAGGAAACCAGAGGCUGACCCUGCAGAGUCCCCAGAACACACUCCACCUCCGAACGGGGACUUUCCAGACAGCCCUCUGACACACGAGUUCAGUGAGGACCAUUUUGAGGUUUCCCCAGAUCGCACUUCUCCACAGCCCCCUCCAACCGGUGCUCCUGUGAGAUAGAAAUAAAACGGCUUUAGAUGUGCCAAAUACAACAACACAUUACAAAUUAUUAACAGAAGAGACAAGGAAGUGUGGUGUAUUUAUCUUGUAGUUUAAAAAGCUUAAAAAAAUAACCCAGGCAUGUACAGGUUUAACAAAAUGCACUAUUAGGUGUCAGGUUUUUUUGCACUGUGAGAUUGCUUUUCAAUUUGCUGUGAAUCAAUGUAUGCAUUACUGUGAUCAGAAUGAACACUAAUAUUAAAGGAUGAGGAAUGUGAAAGAAAUCACAAGAAUGUUCAACCAACCAAAUAAUCAUCAGAACUUAAAUUUCCCAGGCUUGCUCAACAUAAUUGCUAUACAAAUAACGCACUUCUUUUCAUAUACUAUGUAAGUCUUGCAGGUAAGUGGUAGAAAUGAUUGUGAAACUGUGCCAGUUUCUUUGCAGAUUGUUCUUAGACAGGAUGAGGCAGGAGCGAUUUAUUGGUGUUUACACCAAAGUAUUUGUGUGCUAUUUGAAAGCCAGUUUUUACAAGCAGUUGUUUCACAAUAGUGUAUGCCUUGUCAACCUGAAGAUGAGGUAUUUGUUUGUGUUAUACUUUGUAGAGUUAAAUUAAAUUGGUAUUGCCUAUAGGCUGCUUGCCACUGUUUUUUCCUGCUUUGUAAAAUAAAUAUUUUGUAUGUCAUAGAAA
This is a messenger RNA of Lates calcarifer (barramundi perch), 2101 nucleotides long. It is a transcript of the gene etv7, whose product is annotated as ETS variant transcription factor 7. Gene Ontology annotation, molecular function: DNA-binding transcription factor activity, RNA polymerase II-specific; sequence-specific DNA binding. NCBI's taxonomy places the organism in Eukaryota, Metazoa, Chordata, Actinopteri, Centropomidae. Gene Ontology annotation, biological process: cell differentiation; regulation of transcription by RNA polymerase II. The record is from RefSeq and is a predicted model, not a curated record. Gene Ontology annotation, cellular component: nucleus.